Molecule: messenger RNA, 3657 nt
Organism: Paramormyrops kingsleyae
Lineage: Eukaryota; Metazoa; Chordata; Actinopteri; Osteoglossiformes; Mormyridae
Product: inactive dipeptidyl peptidase 10
Biological process (GO): proteolysis; regulation of potassium ion transmembrane transport
Cellular component (GO): voltage-gated potassium channel complex; plasma membrane
Molecular function (GO): potassium channel regulator activity; serine-type peptidase activity
Source: RefSeq, a predicted model, not a curated record
UACCCAGCGCACACCCGCUGUACCAUCUCCUCAGUCUAGAAUUUAAACUGUACAUGAACAGCCGUGUUAUAAGUGUAUUACAUUUUAUGGGCUGUCGGCGUUGCAUUACAGCUCUCCCUGUCCAUCCUGCAUAGUUUCUCCCCGUAAUAAGGGGAGACGCGCUAAAGCGCAUCUCUCCCCGUCUCCUAAUUGUGUGCAGACACUGCAGCAGCGCAUGUUGCGCGGGGGUGGCACCGGACGGGGCUCCUCCAGCACAAAGACACCGCUCACCUCCCUCCCCGGCUGAGGAUCUACUGCCAUCUCAGCGGAGCCCUGAACUUGCCUCACUUUGCUCCACAUCCCGCCGAAAGCGAUCGGAGUGAUCGGGAGCUGAAGGGGAGCCGGGACGCCGCUCCGGGGAGUCGCUGAGAUCUCCAGCGCUUAAGCGACCGAGGCUACCACACCGCGCAGAAGAUGAACCAAACAGCCAGCGUUUCGCAUCAGGUGAAAUGCCAGUCCUCCAAGGCCAUCAAGGACCUGAGCACCGGAAGCCCCCCCCAGAGGAACUGGAAGGGCAUCGCCAUUGCUCUGCUGGUCAUCCUGGUGGUCUGCUCCCUGAUCACCAUGUCCGUCAUCUUGCUCACCCCAGCCGACUCGUCUGGGGGCAGCGACACCAAGCUGACCGUGGACGACCUUUUCAAGCCCCACUUCGUCCCGCACGACCCGGAGGCCACGUGGAUGAGUGAAUCGGAGGUCGUGUACAGGAACCGGGAUGGUGAUGUCUUGAAGUUCAACGUGGCCACAAAUGAGACUGAUGUUCUUCUGAGAAACAGCACAUUUGUUGCUUUCAAAGUCGCAAAAUACUCGAUAUCCCCAGACAUGAAAUAUGUGCUUUUUGCCUACGACAUUAAGCAGGUCUACAGACAUUCAUUCUCUGCCUCCUAUAUAAUUUACAACAUAAACACCAGAGAGGUGCUGGAGCUGAAUCCCCCGGAGGUACAGAACUCCGUCCUGCACUACGCUGCCUGGGGACCCCAAGGCCAGCAGCUGAUCUACAUCUUCGAAAACAACAUCUACUACCAGUCAGACGUCGCAAGCAAUUCUCUCCGACUGACCUCCUCUGGUAAAGAAGGGGUUAUCUUCAAUGGGAUCGCUGACUGGCUCUAUGAAGAGGAGAUUCUGCAGUCUCACAAAGCGCACUGGUGGUCCCCAGAUGGAGAAAAGCUGGCGUACCUCACGAUCAAUGACACCUUGGUGCCCAACAUGGCCCUUCCCAGACUCACCGGCAGCGCCUAUCCCAGAGGGACACAGUACCCGUACCCCAAGGCAGGACAGCCGAACCCCACCGUGAAGCUGUAUGUCGUCAAUCUCUACGGACCCACGCACACCCAAGAGCUCCUGCCCCCCGAGAACUUGAAAGUCAGGGAGCAUUAUGUGGUGAUGUUCAAGUGGAUCAGCAGCACCAAAGCAGCUGUGAGGUGGCUGAACCGGGCCCAGAAUGUGUCUGUCCUUGCCGUGUGUGACACCACCAUCGGUGCCUGUAUCAAGAGACACGAGGAGACCUCAGAUGUCUGGCUAUCUAAACAGAACCAGGAAGCCAUCUUUUCUAAGGACGGCAGUAAGUUUUUCCUGACGGUGCCAGUGAAGCAGGGUGGACGAGGAGAGUUCCAUCACGUCGCCAUGUUUACGACGCAGUCCAGAGCUGAGCAAAAUGAAGUUCGACAUUUAACAUCUGGCAACUGGGAGGUGACCAGAAUCUUAGCGUACGAUGAAAACAGCCAGAACGUAUACUUCCUGAGCACUGAGGAGUCCCCACAAAGCAGACAGCUGUUCAGUGUCUCGACGGUCGGCCUGUUUCCACGGCGAUGCCUAACGUGCGAGUUGAACAAGGCCGGCUGCACCUACUUCAGUGCUGAGCUCAGUCCAGGUUUUCAGCAUGUCCUGCUUCACUGUGAAGGUCCUGAGGCACCAUCAGUGAUCCUGUACACUUUAAAUACUAACAACUAUUUUACACUGGAGGAGAACACAGUUCUCAAAGCAGCCCUGAGAAGCAAGAAGAUUCAGCAGACCCAACUGAAGCCAUUCCACGUAGAACACUUUGAACUGCCACUAAGAAUCUCCUUCCCACCGGAUUUCUCCGAAUCGAAUCAGUAUGGGCUUCUCCUGGUCGUAGAUGGAGCUCCUGGGAGUCAAUCAGUGAGUGACCAGUUUCUGUUGGACUGGGACUCAGUUCUGGUUAGUUCAGACAAUGUCAUCGUGGUCAGACUGGAUGGCAGGGGAACAGGCUUCCAGGGCCAGAGAGUUUUGCAUGCGGUGUACGAGCGCCUGGGAUCUGUGGAGGUGCAGGACCAGAUUGCUGUUCUGGAGUACAUGCUGAAAUUCCGUUACGUUGACCACACACGGAUAGGGAUAUUCGGGAAGGACUAUGGAGGAUACAUCACUUUAAUGAUGCUUAAAUCGACGGACACUCUGGUCAAAUGUGCAGCCUCUAUGUCUCCAGUUACUGACUGGAAACUCUACGCAUCGGCGUUUUCUGAACGAUACCUCGGGAUGCCAGCGAAGAACGACAACAGGUACCAGUUCUCCAGUGUGCUGCAGAACAUCCAAGGACUGCGAGAAAAGAACUUAAUGCUGGUCCAUGGAACCGCUGAUGCCAGCAUUCAUUUUCAGCACACAGCAGAGCUGAUUAAAAACCUGAUUAAAGUUGGAGCAAACUACACAGUCCAGAUCUACCCGGAUGAGGGCCACACCCUGUCCCAGAGGAGCACACAGCAUCUCUAUGUGUCUCUCGUGUCAUUCUUCAGAGAGUGCCUCAAAGAGGAGGUCUUGCUAGUACCAGAGGAACCAGAGGAAGACGAAUAGACGGAUGCACUAUAGGCGGGACUUAAUCACCAAUUUCCAUGAGACUUACUGAAGCUGCAAGAUGCUGGACGAUGUGUACAGCUGCUGCCAGACUCACAGAUAAGGAAAGAGUCUGAGAAAGGAGGACGAUGAAAGAGCAGCCAGCAAAAUGGCCAAACUCGCACUGUAGGAUCCUCGUAUAAUAAGACACGACUCAAGCUUCAGUAUAGAGAUCUUUCACCUGGAAGCACAGGAUAACUCCAGCCCCCACUACACACACAGAUACACACGGGAUGACUGGUUUCUACAUCCACAAUUACAAGUGCAUGGUUAUUUUAUUUUAGCUAUCCUUGCUUUUCCAUGUAAUUAUUUGUUGUGGUAUAUAUUUAAAAAGUUGUAUGAUUCCCAGAAGUCCCUGCUGUUCCCAGCUUCCCUCUCAUGUAUCAAUCACAGCGAAAAGAUUGACUUCUUUUUUUUGACAUCAGCGAAGCAAAUUCAGCAUUACUGUGACAUCCCUUAAAAAAGUGCAAUUGCUCCUCAACCCUGUUCUGUUCACCUCAAUAUGGACGGUAUUUUGUACAGUACAACAGAGUGUGUACAUAUAUAUUUUUUGGAUAUGUCUCAUAGUUGUCUAUGGAGAAUAAUUUAUUUGAACUAUUUUAAACUGACGUCCUUCAGUUUCGGUACUUUUUUUUUUCCUUAGGAUCGAUUUUGUAAUGCUUGGUAUUGUUCAUUUUGCUCUUUAUUAGAGAGGUUUGUGUGGAAUGGGACACAUUGUUAUUGUCUUCAAGUAAUGGUUAUAAAUAAACAAAUAAAAGUAAAGAGCUGUGAAAAGUA